AUGGGAGACAUUACACCCCAAACCCAAGUUGAGCUGCCAUCUUCCGAGCGCUGCGAACCUGGUUCUCUCCCUCUAGCUAUCGCCCAAGUCCCUGAGAUCUCACCAGCAGAUUCAAUCGAUGCCCACACUGUAGCUUCUAAAUGGAUCUCGUCAAUCAACAAGACCCUGAAUACAUCGAAUUUCGGUGAAAUAUCAAAUCUCUUCCUCACAGAAUCCUAUUGGCGAGACCAGCUCUGCUUGUCAUGGGACUUCCAUACCCUUCACGGACCAGAGAAGAUUGCCUCCAUCCUCAAGGAAUCCAAGAAUGGCUCUCGUAUCAAGUGGCUAGAUCUGGACACGAGUUCGGCUCUUCGCUCACCUACUGCAAAACUCAAUGAUGAAGGCAAAGUAGUCGAAGUGCAGGCAUUCCUCACCGUCGUAACCGAUGUCGGAAGCGGAGCAGGUAUUGUAAAGCUGGUACCGCAAAAGGGAACUUGGAAAGCGUUCACGCUGUUCACUUUCUUGAAGGGACUCAAAGGUCACGAGGAGUCGGUUGGGAAGAGAAGACCAGUAGGGGUCGAGCACGGAGAGCAUACAUCUCAGAAAAACUGGCUCGAUCGGCGGGUCGAUGAGGGCGCUUUCAGCGAGGGCGAUGAACCAACUGUUCUGAUUCUCGGCGCUGGUCAAGCGGGGUUAACAAUCGCGGCGAGACUGAAGAUGCUCGGUGUCAAGUCAUUGAUUAUCGACCGUGAGCUACAGAUUGGUGACAAUUGGAGAACUCGAUAUCAUCAGUUGGUCCUGCACGAUCCAAUUUGGUUUGACCAUCUACCCUACCUUCCAUUUCCGGAUACUUGGCCAAUCUUUACACCAAAGGACAAGUUGGGAGACUGGUUCGAAUCUUACGUUAAGCUGCUGGAAUUGAAUGCCUGGACACAGACGAGUAUCAAGGAGUCAUCGUGGGAUGAUUCCACUGCUUCUUGGACCGUCGAAGUGGAGCGAACAGAGAAUGGAAAGACAACAACUCGAACUCUUCAUCCACAGCACAUUAUCCAAGCCACGGGUGCUAGUGGGGAAGCAAACAUCCCUGAUAUCAAAGGACUCUCAACCUUCAAGGGUGACCGUAUCGUUCACUCAUCUAAAUACACCGCUGCCAAACCAUCACAUGGCGAGAACAAGCGUGCCAUAAUUGUCGGCUGCUGCAACUCGGGCCAUGAUAUUGCUCAAAAUUAUCACGAGAAUGGAUAUGCAGUCACAAUGGUCCAGCGAUCUUCAACAUUUGUCAUCUCAGCAGAGACGAAUGUAGCAGGGUUAGUUCCAUUGUACUGUGAAGGCAGCCCACCAACGGAGGAUUCGGAUAUCAUGAACUUCGGAGUUCCCAACCCUGUCGUCAAGAAAACAGGUAUUGAUGAGACGAAAAUACAGCAAGAGGAAACAGACAGAGAAUUGCUUCAAGGACUGGAGAAGGCAGGCUUCAACCUUGAUAGAGGUCCUGGCGGAGCUGGCCUUUGGAUCAAGUAUCUGCAAAAGGGCGGCGGGUAUUACAUUGAUGUCGGCUGCUCGCAGCUCAUCAUCGACGGCAAGAUUAAAGUCAAACAAGGCCAAGAAAUCGCCGAGAUUCUUCCUAACGGUAUCAAAUUUGCAGAUGGCGAGAUCCUUGAGGCGGAUGAAAUCGUUUUGGCAACGGGUUACCUGAACAUGCGUACUCAAUGCCGAAAGAUCUUUGGCAGUGCGGUUGCGGAUCGCGUCAAGGAUGUUUGGGGCUUUGAUGAAGAGGGCGAGAGUAGGGCGCUUUGGAGGAAGAGUGGACAUCCUGGGUUCUGGUUUAUGGCAGGUAAUCUGGCUCUUUGCCGAUUUUACUCGAGACCACUUGCUCUGCAGAUCAAGGGGCUGGUGGAGGGAAUUUACAAGUAUGGUGAUUUGUGA
Molecule: messenger RNA, 1902 nt
Organism: Lachnellula hyalina
Lineage: Eukaryota; Fungi; Ascomycota; Leotiomycetes; Helotiales; Lachnaceae
Gene: YUC4
Product: putative indole-3-pyruvate monooxygenase
Exons: 3
Coding region: 1-1902 (633 amino acids)
Molecular function (GO): flavin adenine dinucleotide binding; monooxygenase activity
Source: RefSeq, a predicted model, not a curated record